UCCGCCAGCGGCCCGGCCGCGGCCAUGGCGGGGUAUUUGACUCCGCGCUUCAGGAGGAUCCGCAGCCAGAGCGAGUUGCAGCCGCGGCGGGGGAGUGGGCGGCGCCGAGACUGCGAUGGUCCUUUUCAAGCAACUCGCCUGUGGAAUAGUAUUAUACAUGCCCUUCACAAUCAAGUGGAAAUCAAAAGACGUAGACAACACCUGAAAACAUACAGAAACUGUUUCACUGGCUCCAAUGCUGUUGAUGUGGUACUGAGCCAUCUUAUGCAAAGCAUGUACCUAAGCUGCAGUGAUAUUUCUCGGCUCAAGGGGGUCCGCGUCUGCCAAGCAUUGAUGGAUCACAAAGUGUUUGAGCCAGUUGGAGCCAAGCUUUACUUAUUCAAGAAUGGGAAAGAAACAGAGUUUGAAGACACGGACACUAGUCUCUAUAGAUUUGUAAAUAGCAGUCUUGAUCCUCUUCUUCCAAAAAAGAAUAAGGACAAUGAAAGCUUAUCUCCUGAGCAAAUCUGCAAACAGAAAACAAAAAGAUGUUCCAACAGAACAAAGUGUGGCACAACACUUUCAAACCCCUUAGCAUUGGAAGCAGCUGAUAAAAAGAGGGUUGAGGAGCUUCUUCGAUCACUAUGUGUUCAUGCAUCUUUACCUCCAAAGAUCAUGGUUAAUGAACUAACUCACCAGCUUUCAAAAGGAGUAAUAGAAGAUGUCUGGAAACAGCAAACUGUGCUCCGACUGCUGCAGUUAAUUGAUAUUCCCUUUCUAGAAGAUAUCUUAGUGUCUUCAGUGAAGACAAAAUCAGACAGUUUUGGCAAAGAAGAAGACAUGAUUAUCUCAAAUACUUUCCUGGAGAGAGAGGUUACAUGUAGCUUAAACUUAUCUGAGCUUGACAGAUGGCUCUAUGCUGCAAUUGAAUGCUUGGAGUAUUUUCCUGACCAAUUCCUAGUGAUGGUUAGUCAGCAGUUACCUCAAAGCACUAACAACCCCAGCGGUCUGAAUACAUACAAGAAGAUUCUUUUUGAUAUUAUAAUUAAGUAUUACAGUCAAAAGAAGGACUCUCUUCUUGCCACUCAGGAUUUUGAUAUUCAUUCAGGAAUUAUAGAACUUAUAGAAAAAGGAAAAACAGAUCAAGCUCUAGAGGCAUUACAACUUUAUCUUAAAUUAUUAGCACCGAAUGUUAGUGAAGAACUUCACAGGCUCCUUACAUUCUUAGCCAUUGCAUCAGAAUCUGAGGGCUACAGAUUGCAAAAACAAUUUGAGAACAGAUUUGUGAUCAUCAAGACUUGUACAAAGUUCAUCUUACAAAACAGGACACUCUCAAAACCUCAGGCAGAGCUGCUGACUCAGUUUCUGAUGGACAAUCACUCCGAGCUCUUCAAGGCUCCUUUAACUCUUCUGGAACUAACGAGUAGGAGACUUGAGAGUUUGCUAGAAGGGCAAGAUCCAGAUAUCAAUUCAGGUACUGAGCCUUGCUACAGAUCUGAUUUACUCACAGGGAAUCUUUGGAUCCUAAAAAAUGCUUCACCUUCUGUCAGCGCAUUACACCUAAAGAAUACGAAGAUCAAAAGCAACAAACCAAUCAGUAUCUUCUAGCACUGAUUCAAGAGAUGGACAAUGACCCUACUGUUCCUUCGAAGCAAAAGAAGAAAUUAAUCAAAGAAUUCCGAAAAUACCAUUCUUUUGUCUACUGUAGUGGUUGUAAAACUACAUGUGAAUUUUGUACUCCAAAUGGUUAGAUUUCAAUACACCUUUUUUUAAUCUUUUUUUAAAAAGAGUAGAGGAGUCACAUGAAGAUUGAUCAUUAAAAAAAGUUUUUUUCUUGCAUCUUUACAUCUUCAGUUUCAGGAAGCUACAACUAUCAAAAUUUCUAUGCUGCUAAAAGGCAUUAAAUCUAAGUAAUCUUUUAAGCAAAAUAUACUUGUAAAUAAUAACAGCACACUGCUUGGCUGCCUUGAGUUCAGAGUUUGGCACUUUUUUCUAUCUGUCCCACAAACUCAUGGCUUUCUAUCUGAGGAACAUCUAUGUUCUGAGCCAUUCUUGGGUUGAUAAGCAGUAGGGGUUUUUAAUCAUUUCUAUCUUUAAUUAAUAAUAACUUAAUCUCAUCUUAAACUGUAGGUUAUGACUCCUGUGGGUAUUGUAAAAGUGUACAAAGUGUGUAAAAAAUGUUGAAAGCAGGUCAGUGAGUUUUAAAUUGGCAGCUGGAACAAUUUAUUGGGGGUGGGAGCUGUGUGUGCUGCAAUCAGUAAUUAUAACCUGUUGUUAUAAACUGCUUCCCCCACUGGCAGACUGAGCUGCUGCUAAUUCAAGUAAAAAGUUACCUUUUGAAGAAAUUGAGAAAUGUUUAUCUUGUUUAAGAUCUUAAUAUACUUAAAUAAUUUAUUUUAACAUGAGGAUAUUUUGAUAGUUAAUUAUCCUGUUAUUUAUCAUAAAUACUUUGGUAAUGUUUAUGAAUUCAUAGGGCAAAGCUAAAAAGUAUAUUGGCCUGUCUUGACACAUUAAUGGUUUAACUCUACAUCAACAGGGAUUUGUUGAUUCAAAUCAUUAAAUCACAGAAUCGUAGAAUGGUUUGUGUUGGAAUGAAUCUUAAAGAUCAUCUAUUACCAAACCCCGUGCAAUAGGCAGGGACAAUUUUUACUAGACCCGGUUGCUCACAGUCCCAUCUGCCCUGGCCUUGAACACUUUCCGGGAUGGGGCAUCCACAGUUUCUCUGAGCAACAUGUUCCAGUGCCUCACCAUCCUCACAGGAAAGAAUACUUUCCUAAUAUUGAAUCUAAACCUGUUCUCUUUCAGUUUGAAGCCUUUGUCUUGUCACUACACUAUGAAAUGCCCUUUUGAAAAGUCCCUCUCCAGGUCUCUGUAGGCUCCCUUAAGGUACAGGAAGGCAACAAUUAUGUUACCCCAAAGCCUUCUCUUUUUCAGGCUGAACAAUCCCAAUUGUCUCAGCCUUUUUUAAUAAUAAAUAAAUAUGUGAUGUAGUUGGAUAGGGGUUGCAUUACUUCUUUCAUACUUGUAACAGACAUUUAGUCAUCUAUUAGACAAAGACUCAUGGACUUGGUAUUGGAAAGGACCUCUGCUCUAGUCUCACCACUCAGGUUGAAGUGGAGUUUAUUAGAGCAGGCUGCUCAAGAACUUUUCCAGUUCAGUUUAAAAUAUCUCCAAAAAGAGAUGUGCCACAGCCUCUUGCAUGAGUCUGGUCCAGACUUUCAUCAGUCUCACAGUAUUCAAAAACAAGCAAACAAACCCCACCUCCACACACACAAAAAAAUAAACAACACCCAAAAUAAACAACCUUCUUCUACUGCCUCCCAUCCUUUCACUGUCACUGCUGAAGUGUCUGGCCUAGUCUUCUUUACUCCCUCCUGUGAGCAUUCUCAGGGCUAAACAAUCAGCACUCUCAGCCUCUUCCCUGUGUGACAGAUCCUCUAGUUCCUUAUAAUUUUCUUGGCCCCAAUACUGGACUAGCUCCACUCUAAGCAUGAUUUUUUUGUUGUUGUGUGAAUGUGCUGCUUUAGGUGUAUCCAUCCUCCUGUAGGCUUCAAAAGGUAAAGGCAGCAGGAUACCAAAGCUUUCUUAAAACAAGUGCUGUUUUAAUUUUAAAUUGUUACACUCUAAGAUAUAAACAACACAACUUAGUUAACUUGGAUAUUUGAAGUAACCUUAUUUAUCUGGCCCUAUUAGAAGUCAGAGAAUGUAGUUGAAAUCUCUGUCCAUGAAUCCCUGUUUAUGCACUUGCUGUUUAACUGUGAUUCACUAGUGUGAAAUAAAUAGUUUCUAGAGGAGGAAAAAGGGCUAAGUUUCCUCUUUCAGAGGUGAAUGCCCUAAUUCCUAUAGUACAAAGCCAUGUAUUCUUUUUCUAGUCCUCUGUGGGGUUUUGGUCAGGGAGUAUAUACAGAAGCAGAUUAUUGAGACUUGUAAACAGGAAAGUAUUUCCUGACUAAGUGCUUUUGAGUAGUAGAAGCAAGAGAUUUUAGGGUUGGUUGUUUUUGUGGGGGGCUUUGGUUGGUUGGUUGUUUUUGUUUAUUGUUUUGGUUGGGGGGGGGUUGUUUUUUUUUUUCCCCUCUAAUCUCUUUUUUUCUCUCUUACUCAAAAUAUUAAACCUGGUAACAGAGAGAGGUGGUAAUGUGGUAAUUUCUGGGCUGGGGGAGCUGGGAAGAAUUGCUUUGAGAAAAACUGUUAAAAAGCAAACUUGCACUUUGUGACUUUAGAAUCUCCUUGUGCUAAUUUAAAUAC
Molecule: messenger RNA, 4224 nt
Organism: Hirundo rustica (Barn swallow)
Lineage: Eukaryota; Metazoa; Chordata; Aves; Passeriformes; Hirundinidae
Gene: DEPDC4
Product: DEP domain containing 4
Exons: 10
Coding region: 25-1587 (520 amino acids)
Biological process (GO): intracellular signal transduction
Source: RefSeq, a predicted model, not a curated record